UCAUUAAAUGGGGUCAACCAAUCAGAAACAUAGAAACAAGCAACUCUUUCUCCCUUCACCAACAUUUUUCUCUUCAUUCUCUGCAUAAAUUUUGGGCAAAGGGAGAAAAAUUGUUAUAGAGGACAGUGAAAAAGGCAAGCGAGCGGAGGUACAAUUUGUGUGACUGUUGGUGUGCGGGAGAGGAGGGAGAAUGGAAGCAAUGGAUGGACAAUGUUCAGCACAACAACCACCAGCAUCUACUUAUACACUUGAAACAAUUCGUUUAGCAAGUGAAGACAUACUAUUCUGUAUAGACGUCGACAAUGAAUCGCUCGUUGAAAUGAAAGUUUCCGCUGCCGGCGGUCGACCGUAUACUAGAUUGGAUUCAAUUAAGCAGGCUAUACUUCUCUUUGUCAAUGCUAAACUCACUAUUAAUCCAGAUCAUCGAUUCGCUUUUGUUGGCCUUGGAAAAUCUGCUUUCUGGGUUCGGAAAGAGUUUACUAGUGACAUUGACUCGGUAGUUCCUGCAUGUCGGGGUAUUGCAGUAGAUUCACCUUGUGGCCAUGCAGACCUUACUCAACUAUUUCGGGUGGCGGCUCAUGAAGCGAAAAAGUCACGUGCACAAAAUCGGAUACUCAGGGUGGUACUUCUAUAUUGUAGAUCAUCUACACCACCACAACAUCAAUGGCCUGCGACCCAAAAGCUCUUCACUUUGGACGUAGUUUACCUUCAUGACAAGCCUGGACCCGACAAUUGCCCUCAAAAGGUGUAUGAUGCCCUUGUCGAGGCCCUGGAACAUGUCAGUGAAUAUGAGGGUUACAUAUUUGAGAGUGGUCAGGGGCUUACUCGUGUCCUAUUCCGUCAUAUGUGUACGCUUCUUUCCCACCCUCAGCAACGUUGCGUGCAAGAUGAUCUUGACAUUCCCAAGUCUCUUGCAAAGAAGUCGGCUGCUGACUCGGCACCAGCUGAUGAAAAUGCUGUUGUUGUCUCUAGCCAAUGAUAUCAUAAACUGUUGACAAAUCAAAACAACUCAUCCUUUUUGUUUUAGUGCUCUAUGGAGACUAAUGUGGAUAGUUGAUCUGGUCAGUGUAUUAUCCCCUACCCCGACCCCGACCCCUACCCCCAAUCCUCUCCGUUUCCACCUCCUUUUUUGCCUGUAUAGUAAUCUGUUUGUUGGCGAGUCUUUAAGUCGGUCUAAGAAUAUAAAUAUAUCAGUGUUGAUGGGUUGUGUCUUCUUUUGGUCAUUGCAAAAUCGUCUGCUCUACUAUUGUUUCCAGGUCAAUGAUCCUUUUGUAUUUCUUGUACUAGAACUAAUCUUGUUUUACUUACAAGAGUAAUAUCCUAUCUUUCUUGUCUUAAGGGAAA
Molecule: messenger RNA, 1344 nt
Organism: Capsicum annuum
Lineage: Eukaryota; Viridiplantae; Streptophyta; Magnoliopsida; Solanales; Solanaceae
Exons: 4
Coding region: 191-979 (262 amino acids)
Biological process (GO): positive regulation of DNA repair
Cellular component (GO): BRCA1-A complex; BRISC complex
Source: RefSeq, a predicted model, not a curated record